Messenger RNA from Suillus subaureus, 513 nucleotides. RefSeq lists its product as uncharacterized. NCBI's taxonomy places the organism in Eukaryota, Fungi, Basidiomycota, Agaricomycetes, Boletales, Suillaceae. The record is from RefSeq and is a predicted model, not a curated record. The coding region runs from base 1 to 513 and encodes 170 amino acids. The transcript has 4 exons.
AUGAUUAAGGAACUGCUUAUGCAGCAGCAUGGAAGCAUGAAACAAAAGAUUGUUACUUCCGCCAAUAGAGGAUCAAAUAUUCAUGCACUUUGUCGGUCAUUAUUGUGUAACUGCACCAAGAUUACUUCAGCACACUGGUCUCAUGUGGCCUUUCUGUGUUCUUUGCUGAUUCAAUUCCAGACUGUUGUUGCAGAGAGUGCAAAGCUUCAAGAGGAAGUCACUUCAAACAGUGACCAUGCACAUGUGCCAGCAGAUGCAGAAGGCAACGAUGUUGAUCCCAGUCCUCUGGCAACCACACAGUGCACUUGGACAUUUAAUCAAUAUUGGAGCUAUAUCAACAUUCUUCUAGAUGAGCUCAGGGACAAUGCUAGGAAGAAUACAUCUACAACUCAGGCAGCCAGAGAAUUCACUAAAAAAGGUCCUCCGAGUGGACUUAUGAAAAUACCCAAGUACAAUGUCCCUUGCACCAUCCCUCAACUCUGUGACUGUGGACUGGCAAAAGAUGAUUCAUAG